UGGUGUAAGGCUGGAGAGUGUAUCAAUCGGACCUCUUUUGCGGAGCAUGUGGAGGGGGAGUGGAGCGCAUGGAGCACUUGUAGCCGUACUUGCGACACUGGAAUCAGCAGUCGACAACGUAAAUGCCCUGGUUCAGGCCUUGAAGGAGAGUGUCACAGUCCCAUUAUGCAGUAUAGAAUAUGUGAAAAUCCUUCUUGUCCUGCUGGUGUGCCUGCCUUCAGGGACUGGCAGUGUCAGGCUUUCGGUGUCAGAUCUUCGUAUCAGAAGCACGUGCACCAGUGGCAGGCUGUCAUCGAUGAUGAAAAGCCAUGUGCCUUGUUCUGUUCACUGGCUGGAAAGGAUCAACCCAUUCUACUAACAGAAAAGGUGAUGGAUGGAACUUCUUGUGGGCAGAAUGGUUUAGAUGUCUGUGCAGAUGGUAAAUGCCAGAAAUUUGGCUGUGAUGGCAUAUUGGGAUCUCUGGCUCGUGAAGAUCAUUGCGGUGUAUGCAAUGGUAACGGAAAAUCAUGCAAAGUUAUUAAAGGUGAUUUUAAUCAUACUAGAGGAGCAGGUUAUGUAGAAGCUUUGGUGAUACCUGCAGGAGCAAGGAGAAUCAAAGUUGUGGAAGAAAAACCAGCUCACAGUUAUUUAGCUCUUCGAGAUGCUGGAAAACAGUCAAUCAACAGUGACUGGAAGAUAGAGCAUUCAGGAACAUUCAAUAUUGCCGGCACCACUGUCCAUUAUGUUCGGAGGGGUCUCUGGGAGAAAAUAUCAGCCAAAGGUCCCACAACAUCACCUUUACAUUUGCUGGUGCUGCUCUUCCAUGACCAGAGCUAUGGUCUACACUAUGAGUACACAAUCCCACUGGAUCCUCUUCCUGAGAAUCAGAGCUCUAAAGUACCGGAGCCUCUUUUCAUGUGGACUCAUUCUGGCUGGGAGGACUGUGAUGCUGUAUGUGGAGGAGGUGAAAGAAAGACAACAGUCUCUUGCACGAAGAUUAUGAACAAGAAUAUCAGUCUUGUGGACAACAAGAAGUGCAAGUAUUUAACACAACCUGAACCACAGAUCCGCAAGUGCAAUGAGCAGCCAUGCCAGACCAGAUGGAUGAUGACAGAAUGGACACCAUGUUCAAGGACUUGUGGAAAAGGGACCCAGAACAGACAAGUAGCCUGCACACAGCAGCUCAGAAACGGGACCCUGAUCAGAGCUAGGGAGAGGGAUUGCCUUGGGCCAAAGCCUGCUUCUGCACAGCGCUGUGAAGGCCAGGACUGCAUGACUGUGUGGGAAGCGGGAGUCUGGUCUGAGUGCUCUGUAAAGUGUGGUAAGGGAGUACGGCAUCGGACUGUGAGGUGCACCAAUCCCCGCAAGAAAUGUGUUUUGUCCACAAGGCCUAAAGAAGCAGAGGACUGUGAGGACUAUUCCAAAUGCUACGUCUGGAGAAUGGGAGACUGGUCUAAGUGCUCUGUCACCUGUGGCAAAGGGAUGCAGUCCCGAGUCAUCCAGUGCAUGCACAAGAUCACAGGAAGGCAUGGCAAUGAAUGCUUUUCCUCAGAAAAGCCUGCAGCCUACAGACCCUGUCAUCUCCACCCCUGCAAUGAGAAAAUUAAUGUUAACACAAUAACAUCACCCAGGUUAGCUGCUUUAACCUUCAAGUGCCUGGGAGAUCAGUGGCCUGUGUACUGCAAGGUGAUAAGAGAGAAGAACCUUUGUCAAGACAUGAGGUGGUACCAGCGGUGCUGUGAGACGUGCAGAGACUUCUAUGCGCAAAAAAUGCAACAAAAGAGUUGACCUCUGUCAGGCUGGCUGGCUCUCAGCUCUUUGCAAUUUUAUUAUUUAUAAACACACACGUACACACACACACACACACGCACGCUUCUACAGACCAAAUAUUGCGAGAUUACAUCUAAUUUAAUCAAAUUAAUUUAUUUUUGCCUGCCUGACAUCCUUAAUUGUUUUGGUUAGACAGCCAACUUGUUUUAUCCUCUGACAUUUUCAUAAUUAAUUUUUAUAUGAACAAUGUUGGAUACAUUUAUCAGAAUUUUUAAAAAAUAGUAACUAGUAUUUUAAAUGUUUAUUUUCAGUAGGGUCGUCUCUCUGUUGCCAAAAGAAACAGUCAUGUUAUCUUGGAUUUAUUUUAAUUUAGCUAAAUAGUUUUGUUGUAUAUGGAAAUAAAGCUCUUUUUAAUUUUAUUAUGUUUUGGCAUUCAGAGUCAGAAUGAUCUUGUGUAUUUUGCAACAGAUGUUGAGGUGAGUAAGCUAACAUUAUUGAACAGGUUAUUACAGAAUGUAUUGUGAAA
Molecule: messenger RNA, 2275 nt
Organism: Tauraco erythrolophus (red-crested turaco)
Lineage: Eukaryota; Metazoa; Chordata; Aves; Musophagiformes; Musophagidae
Source: RefSeq, a predicted model, not a curated record